Molecule: messenger RNA, 464 nt
Organism: Aricia agestis (brown argus)
Lineage: Eukaryota; Metazoa; Arthropoda; Insecta; Lepidoptera; Lycaenidae
Gene: LSm3
Product: U6 snRNA-associated Sm-like protein LSm3
Exons: 3
Coding region: 119-427 (102 amino acids)
Biological process (GO): P-body assembly; mRNA splicing, via spliceosome
Cellular component (GO): precatalytic spliceosome; U4/U6 x U5 tri-snRNP complex; Lsm1-7-Pat1 complex
Molecular function (GO): RNA binding
Source: RefSeq, a predicted model, not a curated record
AAAAUAUAACCUAAAAUUAUAUUAGAUUUAAAAUCGUAAUUUAUUUAUGAUAAUUAAUCUCGUAUAUAUAAGAAAUUUUGGUGUCCUCAAAAUUGUUUGUAUUCUUUGAUUUGAAACGAUGGCAGAUGAUGGUGAAAACGUAGCUGGAAUGACUGUAAAAGAGCCACUUGACCUAAUACGCCUAAGUUUGGAUGAAAGAAUCUAUGUAAAAAUGAGAAAUGAGCGUGAACUACGCGGCAAACUACAUGCUUAUGACCAGCAUUUGAACAUGGUUCUUGGUGAUGCAGAGGAAACUAUUACAACAGUAGAAAUUGACGAAGAAACAUAUGAAGAAGUGUACAGGACAACCAAAAGAACAAUUCCCAUGUUAUUUGUCAGAGGUGAUGGUGUGAUACUUGUGUCUCCACCAGUACGUGUUGGAGUGUAAGUUUAAAUUUAAGCUAAUUAAAAUCUAAAUUAAGUAA